AUGGCAGGGAAUAUGAGCCUACAACUUUGCGGGGCUUUAAUAAGCUCUGUUGACAGAUAUCUAAAAGCAAGUGACAGCAAUGUUGCCAUAUUCAAGGACAGAGAAUUUUCCAAAACACGAGCUGUCCUUUCAAGAAAACAGCAACAGCUGAAAGGCCAGGGACUUGGCAAUAAGCCGAGAGCUGCAGAAACCAUGACAGAGUCUAUCAUUGACCAGAUGCAUGAAGCCAGGACACUAGGUGACUACACUCCAAGGUCUUUGUUACACUCCAUGUGGUUUGUAUGCACAAACCAUUUUGGAAUGCGGACAGGCAAAGAAUGCCGUGAUCUCUGCUGGGAGAUAUUCAUCUUAGAAUGGACGAAACUUCUGUGUAAAUUUCAUUACUUCAGAGGUACAAAACCCAAAGCCUAUGCCACUGCUGACGCCCAGAGAGAUCCUGUACAUCUGUACAAGCUGUACAGCCAGAAACGACCGGACGAAAUGUGCAAACCUGACAGCCCAUUCUUCCUUACACCAAAUGAUAAACCACAGAGAUGCUGGUUCAAAAAAACCCCACUUGGAAUAAAUAAACUUUACAACAUUAUGAGAGACAUGAAGGCUGAAGCAGGAAUUGAAAAUCCCAGAAUAACGCCUUACAGCUCCAGAAAACAUCUGGUUCAAACUCUAAACGAUGCUGGGGUCCCUGCCAACCAAAUCAUGCAAAUUUCUGGUCACAAGAAUGUGAAUUCUAUAAACAACUACAGUAAAAUCAACAACGACCAGUCGAGAAAUAUUUCUAAAAUACUGUCGAAUCAGAGAAAUGAAACCAACCUUCAAACUCAAGGAAGUGGUGCUGCCAGUGCUCCGGAGCCAUGGACUGGGCCUUUCGGAUCCAAUCGCUCUCGCAGUCUUUUUGCAAGCAGCACUUUCCACGGACCUGUGACUUUCAAUUUCCACAGUACAUCUGUAUCGGAAACACUGUCACAAAUGUCCACAGUUAACGUAGGCCGAAGUAAUGCAACUGCUGAAGAGUCCGUUUCCAACAUGCUCGAUUCGCCAGUUGCCACUGCCAGACCAUUCAAACGAAUAAGAAUGAUUCCAGAAAGUGACAGUGACUAACUGUAACACUCACGACACGAGAGUUUACAUAUAAGUCCAUUUAAAAUCCCACUGUUACACUGUUCGUAUUGUUUCUCCAGUUAUUUGUUCUAACUGUUUACCGAUUGACUGAAGUAAAACAAAAUGGCGGACUCGAAUUUUGACAAGCGCAAGUGCGCGUAUCUGCGCGUAUGAAUUUCACACAUUGUUUGUUUAAAUAUAUCUGAAGUUACAUGAAUAAAAUUUUUGAAGUACCAAAUAUAUUAUUUAUAUCCCUUACAAAUAAAUUAAUCUCCUUUCUUCUGUUAGACAAAACACAACCUGGACCAAAUUUGUAGAACUAUUUGGGACGCAUAACACAGCGCUGACAGUCGUAAACAGUGGGGCUCCCUGCGGGGAAUUUUU
Messenger RNA from Mercenaria mercenaria, 1482 nucleotides. RefSeq lists its product as uncharacterized. NCBI's taxonomy places the organism in Eukaryota, Metazoa, Mollusca, Bivalvia, Venerida, Veneridae. Gene Ontology annotation, molecular function: DNA binding. The record is from RefSeq and is a predicted model, not a curated record. The coding region runs from base 1 to 1098 and encodes 365 amino acids. Gene Ontology annotation, biological process: DNA recombination; DNA integration. The transcript has 3 exons.